AGAGCUAAAGUCAUCAAUCUAUGAGUAAAAAGAAACUAUAAAUCGAUGCGGGCUGGCCGACCGUGAAUAAGCACAUGCCCUGAUUUGUGAUACGGGCUGGGUAGAUGAGAGCAAAAUACUUACGAAGAGUUUUAAAUUUGAAAUAUCCUCUUUGAGUUCUGCGUAGUGUUGGAAUAAUUCUUUCAAAAGGCCGUAUGAAGAUCGAAGACAAAAUUGACGAAUCUUCUGUACAAGGAUUUAUGUUUGGUUUAGUGAUUUUAGGUCCAGCAGCUGGCAAAUUGAAAUAUACACUUUUGGAUAAGCAAGAUAUCACUUUACUUCAGAAUCAUCUUUUAGAGGCUUAUGUUGAAAUUGAUAGAAAUGGGCAAGGAGCUCAAAUAUUUGCCUUCGCCUAUGAUGUCAAAAAAGGAAAAGAAUCUGGCAGAUAUGUUCAUGAAAUACUCUGGGAGAAGUAUUAUGGUGGGAUAGCACCUGGUUUCAAAGUAGUACACAAAAAUGGUAUUACUGUUGACAAUAGAGUAGAAAAUUUAAUGUUAUGUCCAAAAAAUGUUAGUCAUUCUCAAUGUGCAAGUCAAAAAAGUCCAGAAGAUUCCUUAUAUUGGGCUGCUGUUGUAGAAAUGCCUCAUGAGGCUGAACCUCUCUACAUGAAAUUGUUCACAUCGCAAGAAGAACUGUCUUUAAUGAAAGAAGAAAGGUAUUUUGAAUGCCACUAUCCACCAUGUACUAAAAUGGAACAAAGGCCUCAAGAAUUUAGCAUUUGUGGUUUAUGUCAAGUCACUCGUUAUUGUAGUUCUGCAUGCCAAACAAGAGACUGGACUUGGCACAAGCCCAUAUGUAACCAAAGACCUAGGCCCAUCUUCAUAGAAAGCUAUCCUGACCGGUGAUCAACUAUUUCAUUAAAAGAGUUUAUAAACAGUUCAUAUAUAUCAUCCAAAUCAUCUUGCACUUUAUUGCAAAAAAAGCAUUGACAUUUUCAAAUAUGUAUUGUUUGUAGAUGGAAAUUUUGAGGAAUUUGUAUUUUUUGUGCUGUUUUUAAAUCUAACAUUUUGCCUAGAUGUUGUGCAAAGUUUUAUAUUUUAAUAAUUUAUAAACAAUGUUUUUUAAGGAACAGAUUUCAGUAUUAGAAGGGGUAUUUUAAAUAUAUUGCAGACUUUUUUUUUUUCCUUUAACAUGUUCCUAUCUAUCACCAAAGUUAUAUGUGAUGAGUUUUUUUAACAUUUUCAAUUGCUUUUAACAAAGUUAUGUUGGAUUUUCAGUAUUUGUAUUUAUCAGUAUUUGGAUUAAUUGAUAAGUGUUCAGUUUACAUUGCAUUGUAAAAAUAUCAUUUUUAUGUGUUUACCUUUGAACUGCUUAUGGUUUACACAUUUACUACCAAAUAUAUAUUUUUUCAAAGCAAAUGUAUACUUAUAUCUAAUUUAAAUAAUAAAUGUUCUUAUAUUUAAUGAUUCAUGCCGUUCUUAUUCCAUUUACAAACAACUUUCAAAAACCUGAAUGAUGGAAUUUUGCUUGUGUGUGCAAAAGUGAGUGCAUUAUCAUAAUGCGAAUUGAGCUUUCUAAACAAGAGGCUUGCAAUUGACCUUUAAUCCAAUUGUUUGACCUCUGUAACAGUUCAGUUUUUCAUAGCAAAACAUAUUUAUUUAUGUGUAAUUUGAAAUUAUUGUUUUUUAGGGGCAAAUGGAUAGUGUGUAUGAAUGUUUUAUUACAUUUUACACAUUGUUUCACACUGCUAGUCGAAAUGAAUCCUCUUUAUCUAAACCAGGAAUUAGCAAAGUGUGAUUCUUAAAUCUUUCAUUUGAUCACUUUAGUUUAUUCUAGUGUAAAACAUUUGUCUAUGCAUCAAUGUGCUUGCUUUCAAGAGGCAAAUGGAUAAUAUGGGAAUGUUAUAUCAUGAAACUAUGUGUAAAAAUGUUAUUUUAUUUGAAAUGAUCUUUUAUGUAAAGCAGGAAUUGACAAACUGUGGGUUAUGAACCACAGUUAAACUAGUCAGUCGGUCAGUUGUGCUGUUUGGUUUCUUAUGAUAAAAUAUGUGUGACAUGAUGUGGUGGUUAUCUGCAAAUGAAUAAAUAAUGUGUGAAUUUUAAAGCAUGGAGUAAUGUUAUACUCACUACUGAUUUCCAUUAGAUAGUUUUGUAAAUUGUGUGGGUUAAAGUCGACUGAUGAUAUGGCUUUGCAUUCAGACUACAGCCAGGUUUCAAACUUAAUUCUAUAUGUAUAUAAGUUUGUUGCACAUUUAAUGAUUUGGGACAUUAGGUCUGAUCUUGGAGAGGAGGGAAGUUGACUCGGAUGUUGUCAUCUGAUCAUAGUUAAAAAUUACAAAGUCCAUCGCAAAAUAAUUCUUAUGUUGUUUUAAAACAGGAUUUAAUACAACUAAUUAUAGAUUGUUUUGUGGUCAAUCUUCUUUAAUCCCUUCAUUAUAUUUAAAUGCUAAUACUCAUCAUACAGUUGUUUUGUCUAAAUUUAUGAUGGCAAAUCUCGCAUAAUUCAAAUUGAGACUAUUUUUAACAUAUAAAUUUUUGUCGAUUUUGCUAGAAAAUAUGGAAGGGGUUACAAGAAAAUAUUUUGGCAACUAAUUAAGAUUAUCUUUUAUGAUAUUUUUUUAUUUGCACUUUCUUU
Argiope bruennichi is the source of this 2613-nucleotide messenger RNA. Its product is annotated as zinc finger MYND domain-containing protein 19-like. NCBI's taxonomy places the organism in Eukaryota, Metazoa, Arthropoda, Arachnida, Araneae, Araneidae. The coding region runs from base 195 to 884 and encodes 229 amino acids. The record is from RefSeq and is a predicted model, not a curated record. The transcript is spliced from 6 exons.